Penicillium malachiteum is the source of this 3354-nucleotide messenger RNA. Its product is annotated as DNA repair protein SMC6. Gene Ontology annotation, cellular component: nucleus; site of double-strand break; Smc5-Smc6 complex. Lineage: Eukaryota; Fungi; Ascomycota; Eurotiomycetes; Eurotiales; Aspergillaceae. Gene Ontology annotation, biological process: double-strand break repair via homologous recombination. Gene Ontology annotation, molecular function: single-stranded DNA binding; damaged DNA binding. The coding region runs from base 1 to 3354 and encodes 1117 amino acids. The record is from RefSeq and is a predicted model, not a curated record. The transcript has 12 exons.
AUGCCACCUCAAAAACGUACGCGGGAGUCUUUGGACUCAGACUCAUCCUCAGAUGGGAGUGAAAGUGAUAGUGUACAAGAGAGUGCAGGUCCAGCCUCCUCGCCAUACUUAUCCGACGAUGAAGACCUCGACGACGACGAAUUGGAACUGCGUCAAACGCAGAUUAUCCAGGAAAAAUACGCCCAUCUUGCAGACGAUGCCAACACUCCUUCCGAACAUGGAAUUCUUGAACGGGUUGACUGCUAUAACUUCAUGUGCCAUGACCAUUUCUCAGUAGAGCUGGGACCGCUCAUCAACUUUAUUACUGGAAAAAAUGGCAGUGGUAAAAGUGCGAUCCUUACCGCGCUGACUCUCUGUCUGGGUGGCAAAGCGUCUGCAACCAAUCGCGGGCAGAGCUUGAAGAAUUUCAUCAAAGAAGGAAAAGAGAAUUCGAAUAUCAUUGUUCGAAUCAAAAACCAGGGUGAUGGUGCAUACAGACCAGAGGCUUUCGGAAAAUCAAUCAUUGUCGAGCGCCAUUUCACCAGGGGCGGCUCCAGUGGUUUCAAAAUCAAGGCAGAUAAUGGACAUAUUGUCUCGACCAAAAAAGCUGAACUGGAUGCCAUCACUGACUACUUUUCCCUGCAAAUUGACAAUCCCAUGAAUGUCCUGUCUCAGGACACUGCUCGUCAGUUUCUUAGUACCUCUAGUCCGGCGGAGAAGUACAAGUUCUUCGUAAAAGGCGUUCAGCUGGAACAGUUGGAUCAAGACUACCGUUUGAUCGAGGAUUCUAUCGAUCAAAUAGAAGAGAAAACCAAGAACAAGGAUGAGGACAUCAAGAUCUUGAAGACCCAACAUGAGAGCGCGAAGAAAAAGCUCGAGCUUUCUGAUAAACAUGAGUCCCUCAGAGAUCACAUCAGAAGUCUUCGCGAGCAGAUGGCAUGGGCUCAGGUUGAAGAGCAAGAACAAGCUCGAGAUGCUCUUGCCGAGGAGGUUGCUAGAGCAGACGACUUGAUUAGAAGUGCCGAAGCCGCCCUUGACGAAUUCGAUAGCAAAAUCGCAGCAGCCGAAGCUGAAUACGAAACAGCCGCGGACUAUGCGCUUGAGGCCGACAGGACAAGGGAGACAGGAAAAGAAGAACUGGGUGUCAUCGAGGCCAACUUAAACGAUGAAACAAAGAAAUGGAACGAUCUUGGAGUCGAACACCGCAAGAUCAGAGAGUACGUCAAAGCAGCGGAGAUGGAACUCGAAAAGGCGCAGGCAAAAUAUGACAAGGAAAGCCAACGCCUGUCUUCAGUGAGCGAUGGGGGCUAUGCCCGAAGGCAGCAGGAAUGCACCGAGGCUAAGGAACGUGCCAAUGAGGCCGGCAAUAAACACAGAGCUCAUCGUGAGAACAUCGGUCAACUGGAAGAAGAACUACGACAGGCUGUAGAACAUGAGAAGACUGUCAAGCAACAGGUUGAGGUCAAGAAACAUGAUCAUUCGGAAGCAGCCAGUCGUCUGCAGACCCUUCAAAAGAAUAACGGCCCAAGACAGCAAGGUUUCCAUGAGAAGUUGCCUGCCCUAAAACAAGCAAUUAUGGCAGAGAGAUCCUUUGCUGUGCGUCCUGUGGGACCUGUGGGACAUCAUAUUACUUUAGUCCACGCCAAAUGGUCAUCGAUUCUUGAGCAUGCCUUAGGCACCACUCUUAACAGCUUCAUCGUGACAUCCAAGCGUGAUCAGACUACACUGUCGAAUAUCAUGCAGAGGGUAGGCUGUGAAUGCCCGAUCCUUAUUGGAAAGAAUCGCGAUAUCGAUAUCACGUCUCAUGAGCCCGAUGCUAAGUAUCAAACGGCUUUACGAGUUCUGCAGAUCGAUAGCCCCGUUGUUCAGCAACAGCUAAUCAUCAGGCAUACUGUUGAGCAAAUGCUACUCAUCGAGAAUCUCGAAGAAGCAUCUGCAGUGCUCUUUGACGGACAUCGUCCAAGAAACGUGAAACGAUGCUUCUGCAUAAAUGCGAGAGAUAGGCGCAGAGGACACCAUCUUUCCUUCAAUCGAGCGGGUGAUCCCAACCAAGCGCCAGUUCCAAUGUACAAUGGUCAUCCACGCAUGAAAUCUGACGCAGCCGCCCAAAUCAGUGCGCAGCGAGAGAUUGUAGCAGACCUUGCACGUCAGUUAAAUGACGUCCAGCAGGAACUUCAGGCGGCUCGUUCAAAGGUCAAUACCUGCAAACAAGCCAUUGUACGACACCACAAAACUGAAGAGAGUUUGAAGGUGGACAAGCAAAGGAUGGAGGAUGAGGCUGAGGCCCUUCGUGAGGCACUUGAGAAGGAAAACGCUGAAGAUGGGUCUAUUGAGAGCCUUACUGCCGACCUGAACUCAGCCAAGGAGAAUAAGGCUCUCAUGGAGGGUUCUUUCGAGGAUAGUCGUGCCGCACAGAAGGAGCAGUAUGAACAAAUCAGACUUGCCAAGCGGGAGAGAGACGCAAAGAAGCAGCAGAUCGAGUCUCUGAAUGAAAAUGCUCGUGUUGCAGAAAGCGAGCGCUCGGUUGCGGAGGCGAAGAAAGUCGAAACCAUCCGUGAGAAAAAUAGAGCCAUCGAAGAUAUCGAGAGCCGAAAAGGGGAGAGAUCCGAGCUCAGUGGAAAACACGCCAAGCUUGAUGAAACAGUGCUUUCCUACAUUGAGAAGGCUAGCACAGUUUCUCCCAGAGUUCCUGUCGACGAGGGUGAGACUACCAAUAGUCUCGACACUAAGCUCAACAAACUGCGAAAAGAUUACCAGCAGUUCACCCAAAGAUUGGGUGCUACACGAGAGGAAAUUGCGGCGGAGGCCACACGUUGCGAAGCUGCCUUUUGCUCGGCAAAGCAACAAAUUGACGACCAAAAAGCGAUUGCCCAGCAAUUGAAAAACACACUCCAUGACCGCAAGAAGAGAUGGGAAAUGUUCCGUUCCCACAUCUCCUCUCGAGCCAAGGCUCAAUUUACCUACCUGCUGAGUGAAAGAAGCUUCCGGGGUCGGCUCUUGACCGACCAUAACAGCAAGCUCCUGGACAUCCAGGUGGAGCCCGAUAUCACAAAAGCAGACGACACUGGUCGCGGUGCAAAGACCCUCUCUGGAGGCGAGAAGUCCUUUUCGCAGGUCUGUCUUUUGCUCGCUCUUUGGGAAGCAAUGGGGUCCCCUAUCCGAUGUCUGGAUGAGUUUGAUGUUUACAUGGACCAUAUCAACCGCAGGAUGGCUAUUGAAAUGCUGAUGAGUGCAGCUCGCCGAUCCAUUGGGCGGCAGUUCAUUCUGAUUACACCUGGAAGCAAGGAUGAUAUCAAGAUCGCUCCUGAUGUCAAAGUUAUUGAACUCGCGGAGCCCGAGCGUGGGCAGACCACCUUGCAAUUCCAACGAAGGUAG